Messenger RNA from Solea senegalensis (Senegalese sole), 2300 nucleotides. Its product is annotated as tripartite motif-containing protein 16-like. Gene Ontology annotation, molecular function: zinc ion binding; protein binding. The transcript has a single exon. Lineage: Eukaryota; Metazoa; Chordata; Actinopteri; Pleuronectiformes; Soleidae. The coding region runs from base 192 to 1868 and encodes 558 amino acids. The record is from RefSeq and is a predicted model, not a curated record.
GGGUGAGCAACUCUUAGAUGCAACUUAUUAUCAGGGACUUCAUUCAGCUGGGAGUGGUUUGCUCAAAGUUGAGCUUACAUUUCCUUGUUCCCUCGCUCUCAGAUUGAUGAGUUUGAUGAUGGGAGGAGCUCAGACUCUCUCCUCUUUCCAGGAAGCAAAAACUCAGACAGACAUUGUGACUAAGCAGUGAAAUGGCGGGAGUUCAGCUGCAAAGAGAAAGCUUCUCUUGUUCGAUCUGUUUGGAUCUUCUGAAGGAUCCGGUGACUCUUAACUGUGGACACAGCUACUGUAUGAACUGUAUUAAGGACCACUGGGACUCAGAGGAGCAGAGGAGGAGCUACAGCUGCCCUCAGUGUAGAGAGGCCUUCACACUGAGGCCUUCACUGAAGAAAAACACCAUGUUAGCAGAUUUAGUGGACGAGCUGAAGAAGACUGGACUGAAGGCUGCUCCUGCUGAUCACUGCUAUGCUGGAGCUGAAGAUGUGGCCUGUGAUGUCUGCAGGAAGAGGAAACUAAAAGCUCUAAAGUCCUGUUUGGUUUGUUUGGUCUCAUACUGUGAGGAACAUCUCGAUUCUCAUUAUCAAUCACCUGCAUUUAAGAAACACAAGCUGGUGGAGCCCUACAAGAACCUCCAGGAGAACAUCUGCCCUCAUCAUGAUAGGGUGAUGGACUUGUUCUGCCGCACUGAUCAGCAGUGCAUCUGUUAUCUCUGCUCUGUGGAAGAACAUAAAGACCAUGACAAGGUCUCAGCUGCAGCAGAGAGGACGCAGAAGCAGAGAGAGCUGGAGCUGAGUCUAGAGGAAGUCCAGCAGAGACUCCAGGACAGAGACGUGAAGGUGCUUCAACAGGAGGUGGAGGCUUUCAAUCUCACUUUCUCUGCUGAUAAAGCCGUGAAGGACACAGACGAGAUUUUCACUGAGACGAUGCGUCUCCUGCUGAGCAGUAGCUCUGACGUGAAGCAGCAGAUCAGAUCCAAGCUGGAAACUGAGGUGAGUCAAGUCAGAGACGCCGAGGAGAAGCUUCAGCAGGAGAUCACUGAGCUGAAGAAGAGAGAAGCUGAACUGAAGCAGCUCUCGCUCACACACGACCACAACCAGUUUCUCCUCAACUACCGCUCACUGUCAGCACUCAGUCCAUCGACACACUCGUCCACCACCCACGUCUUUCCUCUGAGACGCUUUGAGGACGUGGCGGCAGCUGUGGCAAAGUUCAGAGGUCAACUGCAGGACGUCCUGACCGAGAUGUGGACAGACAUCUCACUGGCUGUGGCUGAAGUAGAUGUUUUACUGGCAGAACCAGAACCAAAGACCAGAGCUGAAUUCAUCAGAUAUUCACAGGAAGUCACACUGGAUCCAAACACAGUAAACAAAUAUCUGUUAUUAUCUGAGGAAAACAGAAAAGUCUCAUUAAUGAUGGAAAAACAGUCUUAUCCUCAUCACACAGACAGAUUCACUGAUGUGUGUCAGGUCCUGAGUAAAGAGAGUCUGACUGGAUGUUGUUACUGGGAGGUGGAGUGGAGAGGAACAGGAGUUGAUAUAGCAGUGGCGUACAGCAGAUCAGGGAGUUCACAUAAAUGUGGAUUUGGAUUCAAUGACAAGUCUUGGGCUUUAGUUAGUAACCACAACGGUUGCGUUUUCCGUCACAACGGUAACAGCGUUAAAGUAUCGGAUGGUUUGUCCUCCAGAGUGGGAGUUUACCUGGACUACAGAGCAGGUCUUCUGUCCUUCUACAGGGUCUCUGACACCAUGACUCUGCUCCACAGAGUCCAGACCACGUUCGCUCAGCCUCUCUGUGCUGGAGUCUGGCUUUAUCCUUCACCUGGAGUCACAGCAGAGUUCUGUAAACUCAAGAUAAGAGCAGUGAGUUAAACUCUUUGUGUAUCGAUGUGAUCGUGGUGAUAAACCAUGAGACUGAGACUGUGAAACCAAAUGAGAAAGAAAAACAUGAUCUAUCAUAAUAGUAAAAUGAAAGUUUAAUUAAUGAUAAUAAUAUUAAUAAUAAUUAAUGCAUCAUUCUUAUUUUGCCUUACCAUGUCUGAGUUUGAUCAACUCCAAAGAACUGUAUAAAUGAAGAGGAUUGAUUUGUAAUUCAUGAGUGUGAACAAUUCUUGUUGAGCGAUUUUGUUCCAACGUGAAAUUAGAGAGUUUCUUGGGCAGAUGCUGUGGUUAUGAAGUGUGGGGAGAAAAUCAAUAUAAAAUAACGACCCAAACAGUGAGUAAACAUCCUGAUUUUUAUUUGCUAAUACAAUGGUUAGUAUUUGUUCAUACAUGUCAAAAGAACCAUUAAAUACAUCAUCUGUC